GAUAUUUGGGUUCUUCCCCAUAUUUUUCUGAGACAGAAAACCCCAGGGUUUAGCCUCUGCAGUCUUUGCCUUCUUCAUCUCUCUCCUCUCUCUCUAUCUCUCUCGUCAUGGCCUUGCUCUGCUCUUCUGCUUCAAACUCAGACCCACUAGUCCCAGACCCCAAAUAACCUCCCACGAAUACCCACUUUAUCUACAGAUUUGCCACCAAAGCUUUCCAAGACGGCUGCUUCUAUAACCCCCUGUUGGAGUUGGAGUAGUAAGCUGGCCAAAGUUGCUCUUUCAAACCUCAUGGCUAUGGGGUUCUCCUCAAUCCAAACCAGCCAUUUAAGACCUUCUUGCCCUUCUUAUUUCUCUGUAUUCCGUUCCUGCCCCCGCUCUUCUUCGUCCAGGUCUCUAUGGACUCGUACCAGGCCAGAGGUCUGUGCAGCCAAAGCUGCUCAUGAUACUUUUUCAAAUAAUACGAUGAUCUCUUUGAAUCCAGUUCACUAUCAUACUGAAAGAGAAUCUAAUGGCACUAAAAGUGCCUGGAACAACAAGGUUUUUGCAAUGAGAGAAGAAAAAAAGGUAAUGGAAAAUUAUUUUGGAAGGAACGUCUCCCGUGCAGGAGGUAUUAAAACGAAUAGCCAAGAAAGGCUUGAGGGUUUCACACAUGUCAGUACGUGUGAUAAGUUGGAAGAAAAUUCAGAAGGCUCAUAUUGCAAAAUAAUUGAUUAUGGACAAUUGGAUAAAACACCUGGUGAAGGAAAUCAUGUGGACAAGGUAAAUAGUGAAGGAAAUCAUGUGGACAAGGUAAAUGGUGAAGGAAAUCAUGUGGACAAGGUAAAUGGUUAUGCACAUGAUGGUCUGGUUGUGUCAACUUCCAGUAGGAUUGAAAAUAUUAAUCUGGAGAAGGUCAAUGGUCAUGCACGUGAGGGUCCAAGACAAUUGGGUGUGGUUAAUGGGUCACAAUUAGGGAAGACCUCAAAGGUAAGGAAGGGGACUGAUUCUGGACGAAAUAAAGAUGAAGCUGCAGCUGUGAUUAAAGGGGACAAGUCUCAUGCAAAAGCUUCUGCAAUUAAAGCUGCUACAAAAGCAGAUAAUGAUUGCAAGCAAGAUCUUCGUAUUAGGCUUAAUACCAUAUAUGACAAGGUUCUUGUUGUCAAUAGUGUCUCUGUUGCAAAGAAAGUUGUGAAGAUGCUUACAGAUCAAUACAGGAAUCUUGUCCAUGCCUGUGACACAGAGGUGGCUAAGAUAGAAGUGAAGCGAGAAACACCUGUUGAUCAUGGAGAAAUAAUAUGUUUCAGUAUUUAUUCUGGACCAGGUGUGGAUUUUGGAAAUGGGAAGUCUUGUAUUUGGGUGGAUGUUCUUGAUGGCGGCGGCAAGGAACUUUUAAUUGAAUUUGCUCCUUUUUUUGAAGAUCGCUCCAUCAAAAAGGUUUGGCACAAUUACAGCUUUGAUAACCAUGUAAUAGAGAACUAUGGGCUUAAGCUUUCUGGUUUUCACGCCGACACAAUGCACAUGGCGCGCUUGUGGGAUUCAUCAAGGCGGAUAAAGGGAGGCUAUUCUCUUGAAGCACUUACACGUGACCCUAAGGUCAUGUCUGGGGCAAAACAGUGUCAUUUGAAGGAUUUGGUUGGUAAAAUAUCAAUGAAAACAAUAUUUGGCAGGAAGAAAGUGAAAACAGAUGGAAAAGAAGGGAAAUUGACCAUUAUUGAUCCUGUUGAAGUGCUACAAAGAGAAGAGAGAAAACUAUGGAUUUGCUAUUCUGCCUUAGAUGCAAUAAGCACACUAAAUCUGUAUGAGAGCAUGAAAAACCAACUAGGCAAAAAGCUGUGGGAAAUCGAUGGAAACCCCAUUUCUGGAAAAUCCAUGUUUGAUUUCUAUGAAAAAUACUGGCGACCGUUUGGUGAGCUUUUAGUUCAGAUGGAAACUGAGGGAAUGUUGGUUGAUCGAGAACAUUUAGCUGAGAUUGAGAAGCAGGCCAAAGCCGAACAAGUGGUUGCUGCGAACAGGUUUCGCAGGUGGGCUUCUAGUUACUGCCCUGAUGCCAAGUACAUGAAUGUGGGAAGUGAUGUGCAACUACGCCAGCUCUUGUUUGGUGGGACCAUGAACAGCAAGGACUCCGAUCAGGCUGUUCCAACUGAGAGGACUUUUAGAGUUCCAAACAUUGAUAAAGUGAUUGAAGAUGGAAAGGAUACAACCCCAAAAUAUCGCAAUGUCACUCUGCAUGGUAUUGGUGUCAAUCUUCCGGCUGAGAUUUACACAGCAAGUGGUUGGCCCUCAGUCGGAGGAGAUGCUUUGAAGAUUUUAUCUGGGAAGGUCUCUUCAGAAUUUCAUUUUAUGGAUGAUGACAUAGAUGAUGUUGGAGAUGCUUGUGAAACAGUGAGUGAUGAAUACUUGGUAAAACAAGAAAAUAUGUCUGAAUAUGUUGACACAUCUGCUUAUGGGACGGCUUUUGAAGCAUUUAAACCAAAGGAGAAGGGAAAGGAAGCUUGCCACGCUAUUGCUGCUUUGUGUCAAGUUUGCUCUAUCGAUUCGUUGAUAUCCAACUUCAUCCUCCCUUUGCAGAGCAGUAAUAUAUCGGGCAAGAACAGGCGGAUUCAUUGUUCCCUAAAUAUCAACACGGAAACGGGGCGUUUAUCUGCUAGGAGGCCUAAUUUGCAGAAUCAACCUGCUUUGGAGAAAGACCGGUAUAAGAUCCGUCAGGCGUUUGUAGCUGCACCUGGAAAUUCUCUUAUUGUUGCUGACUAUGGACAGCUGGAACUCAGGAUUCUUGCUCAUCUUUCCAACUGUAAGAGCAUGUUGGAUGCCUUCAAAGCUGGUGGAGAUUUUCAUUCAAGGACUGCAAUGAACAUGUAUCAGCAUAUUUGGGAAGCCGUUGAGAAAAAGGAAGUGCUACUUGAGUGGGAUCCUCAACCUGGUGAAGAUAAACCCCCAGUUCCACUAUUGAAGGUUAAAAAGUGCAAAGAGGAAGCUACAAAGCAUGGACAUGUUCGCACAUUGCUAGGACGGGAACGCAGGUUCCCCUCAAUAGCUCGUGCUAGUCGCGCUCAAAGAGGUCAUAUCGAAAGGGCUGCUAUAAACACACCAGUGCAGGGUAGUGCUGCUGAUGUUGCCAUGUGUGCCAUGUUAGAAAUAUUCAAUAAUGCGCAUUUGAAUGAUCUUGGGUGGAGGCUGCUUUUACAGGUUCAUGAUGAAGUGAUCUUGGAAGGGCCAUCUGAGUCUGCUGAGGUUGCAAAGGCAAUAGUUGUUGAGUGCAUGUCGAAGCCCUUCAAUGGCAAGAAUUUCCUUAAGGUUGACCUUGCUGUUGAUGCCAAAUGUGCACAAAACUGGUAUUCUGCCAAGUAGAUGGUGUGGUUAAUUACAUAAUUGGACCUUUGGUUUUAGAACCUCUAUGUUAUGAGGGCAGUGUGUAACACAUUCCGGGGGCCAUUUGCAAUCUUGUUUUAAUGGCAUUCGCUCCUAAGAGGUUUUCUGCCCAAGGAAUCAGUGUCUAUAGCCUGUUGAUGUGAAAUUUUCCAUCAUCUUUGAUGAUGAGUUUGUCACAUUGCAGCCAAGGAUUACUAGAAGAGGGUUCGAUCUGCUGCUUGGAAGCACUAUGUGAUUUUGAGACCAUGGGGAAGGCUCAUGGAAAAGCAUGCCUUGUAUAUAGAUUAGUCUACUAACAAUUAAACACUUAUGUUUUGUUGAACACCUCUUCUAAUGUAUUGUACUUUCCUUGGUGAAACUAAUGUAUGUUUUGAACAAGAUUGAAGAUGCGAUAU
Prunus mume (Japanese apricot) is the source of this 3743-nucleotide messenger RNA. The record is from RefSeq and is a predicted model, not a curated record. Lineage: Eukaryota; Viridiplantae; Streptophyta; Magnoliopsida; Rosales; Rosaceae.